CCGGUCUAACAUCAUAUGGAUGGUUCCAAAUCCGACCUCUUGGAUGAGCAGCACAGCCAGCCCAGCCCCAGAUAUGAGAAACAGGAAAUAGGAUACCAUCCCAAGCAACCAACUUGUCUCCUGUUUGGUGCACUGAAACACUAGCUACUAUACACCUUUUUUUAUUUUCUCUCAAACAUUUCUUUCUUUCUUUUUUAUUUUUCUUUUAAAAGUAAACCCCCACCCACCAUAUAUCAUCAUCUUCUUUAAUUUAUUCUUCUUCCUCACUUUUCUCAUUAUUAUUGUUAUUAAAUCAGAUUAGAUUCGAUUUUAAAGACAUCUAUAUAUCUAUAUAAUCUCUCUACUCUUGGAUCCCGGCCUUAUUAUGACAAACCCACUAAGCUGCCAUUUCUUUUAUAAUAACUCUCCCUGAAAUCUUUCUUUUUUUUAAAAAAAAUAUUCUCUAAAUUAAACCCUAGCUUAGCUUAACAUUAAUGGCGGAUCGGUAGAAGAUGAGAUCAUCAUGCUGGGUAGCUAAUUAAGGCGGUGGUUGGCGCGCUCCUCCUCCUCCUCCUGCUGAUAAUCCGGCCACCGAUUCUGUCUAACUACUCACCAUCAUCGUCAUCAUCAUCAAUUCUACAUAAAUCUGAUCCAUCUUAUCUUGUUAUAAGGAUAAGGAGAUAAGAAUGUCAGGGUCGCUUGCCGGUUACAAUCCACUUGAAGAGUUAGAUCACACACCGCCGCCGCAGCCUCAAGAUCUUCAGCACGGAAGCGGAGGAUAUAAGUCAAAGCUGACGGCGAUGAGCGCGGCGGUCGGAGGAGCCGCCUGCAGGUACCGAGAAUGUCUCAAGAACCACGCCGCUAGCGUCGGCGGGAACGUCACGGACGGCUGCGGCGAGUUCAUGCCCAGCGGCGAGGAGGGGACGCUGGAAGCCUUGAAAUGCGCCGCCUGCAAUUGCCACCGAAACUUCCACCGCAAAGAACGCGGCAGCGGAGAUGGGGUCAUGAUUGUGCACCCGCUUCAGCUCCCGCCGCCGCCCGCGCUGCCCCCGUCCAUGAUGACAUCUCCGUCGUCGUUGAACCACCACCACCACAACCAGCACCAGCACCACCACCGGAGUGCACAGUGGGCGGCAGCGCCGCCGAGCUCCCUCGCCGCCCCGCAGCCGGUGAAAAUGACGGCCUACGGGAGCACGGCGACCGACUCCUCGAGUGAGGAGAUGAACUUCAACGUGUACCAGUCGCAGACGCCGUACGCGGUGGCGAAGAAGCGGUUCCGGACAAAGUUCUCGUCGGGACAGAAGGAGAAAAUGAUGGAUUUCGCGGAGAAGCUGGGGUGGAGAAUUCCCAGGGAAGAUGACUCCCAGCUGCAAUCCUUCUGUGCAGAGGUUGGUGUCAAGAGACAAGUUUUUAAGGUUUGGAUGCAUAACAACAAAAAUUCCGCCACCAAGAAGAACAGCUCUGCUUCCGAUCACCACCACCACCAAGACGAUGAAGAUCACCACCACCAAACGCCGGUGGGUAUUGCCGGAAUGUGAUUAAUUCGCCCCUCCGUUCUGUUAAUUAAUCAUAGGUACGAAUUGAAUCAUCAGCAUCGCUCAAAUCCUUUGAGACCUUAAUUAAUUACGUAUUAGUUAUAUUAUAAUUGGUGGCCAUCGGCUAGGCUAGUUUUUAUUUAUUUAAAUUAAAUAUUAUUACUACUAUAUGUAUGUGUAACAUUUAAUUUGUAGAUCAACGGCUCUUGCUGAUCGAGACGGAGAUGUUUGUUUGAUUAAUUGUGCACAAUUCUAGACAAAUAUAUAUCAUUCAAAUCCAUCUUGCACCUUCUUAUUACAUGUUAUAUGCUAAUUAUAUACCCCAACACAGUUCAAUGUGGG
Cuscuta europaea is the source of this 1856-nucleotide messenger RNA. NCBI's taxonomy places the organism in Eukaryota, Viridiplantae, Streptophyta, Magnoliopsida, Solanales, Convolvulaceae. The record is from the annotation of a GenBank genome assembly.